Carassius auratus (goldfish) is the source of this 524-nucleotide messenger RNA. RefSeq lists its product as uncharacterized. The coding region runs from base 34 to 282 and encodes 82 amino acids. The transcript has 3 exons. The record is from RefSeq and is a predicted model, not a curated record. Lineage: Eukaryota; Metazoa; Chordata; Actinopteri; Cypriniformes; Cyprinidae.
ACAAAAUAUUUGCCCUUCCUUUUGUUCUGCAGGAUGGAUGAUAUCCAGUUAUGUAAAGAAAUUACAAGACUGAAGAAAGAGCUUCAAAAGCUUUUGUCUGUUCCAGAUAAUGACAAGUCUAAUGAAGACAAACAGAAGGAGGAAAAGCUUCUGAAACUGAUUCAUAAAUUAGUGGAGGCCAGAGACUUCCUGGUAGAUGACGUCGAGUUUGAGCGUCUCAGCCGGCAGCCUCAUCACCCUGGAGCCCAAGACUGGUUUCCCACUGAAGCUAAGCAGGGCUAAGCCUGGUCAGUACCUGGAUGGGAGACCUCCUGAGAAAACUAGGUUGCUGCUGGAAGAGGUGCUAGUGAGGCCAGCAGGGAGUGCUCACCCUGUGGUAUGUGUGGGUCCUAGUGCCGCAGUGUAGUGAUGCGGACACUAUACUGUCAACGACCGUCCUUUGGAUGAGACUUUAAACUGAGGUCCUGACUCUGUGGUCAUUAAAAAUCCCAGGAUGUAUUUCGAAAAGAGUAGAGGUGUGACCU